This is a messenger RNA of Pestalotiopsis fici W106-1, 1002 nucleotides long. RefSeq names its product mitochondrial 2-oxoglutarate/malate carrier protein. Gene Ontology annotation, biological process: transmembrane transport. The coding region runs from base 1 to 1002 and encodes 333 amino acids. The record is from RefSeq and is a predicted model, not a curated record. Lineage: Eukaryota; Fungi; Ascomycota; Sordariomycetes; Amphisphaeriales; Sporocadaceae. Gene Ontology annotation, molecular function: oxoglutarate:malate antiporter activity. The transcript is spliced from 2 exons.
AUGAGCUCUCCAACUCUCAAGCAAGCAGCCGAGUCUGCGCGAGCCAAGGCAUCCAACAUGACCAAAUCCGGCAGUGAGACUGUGGCAGCAGUCAAGACUGAUUUUCUCCACACGCCACUGAUGCGGGCAGCUCUACCGUUCGUCAACGGUGGUCUGUCUGGCAUGUUGGCCACGACAGUCAUUCAGCCUAUCGACAUGGUCAAGGUGCGAUUGCAACUCGCCGGCGAGGGCGUGGCCACGGGACCCAAGCCCAGCGCUCUUGGCAUUGCAUCAGACAUUAUACGCCAGGGCAAGGUCUUGGACUUGUACACGGGUCUUUCCGCCGGCCUCUUGAGGCAGGGUGUAUACACAACAGCCCGCCUGGGUUUCUUUGACACGUUCAUGGGCCAGCUCGGCCAACGCGCCAAGGACAACGGGACGACAGUCGGCUUUGCCGAGCGAGCGGCGGCUGGUCUCGGCGCCGGUGGCAUAGCCGCCUUUAUUGGCAACCCGGCCGAUCUGGCCCUCAUCCGCAUGCAGUCCGACGGUCUCAAGCCCCUGGCCGAGCGCAAAAACUACAAGUCCGUCAUUGACGCCCUGACGUCCAUUACCCGCUCCGAAGGCGUCACGGCGCUCUGGUCCGGCGCCACGCCCACCGUGGUCCGCGCCAUGGCGCUCAACCUGGGCCAGCUGGCCUUUUUCUCCGAGGCCAAGGCACAGCUCAAGUCGCGCACGCAAUGGUCGUCGCGUACCCAGACCCUGACCGCCAGUGCCAUUGCCGGCUUCUUUGCGUCUUUCCUGUCGCUGCCUUUUGAUUUCGUCAAGACGAGGUUGCAGAAGCAGCAACGAGGACCCGAUGGCAAGCUGCCGUACAAGUCCAUGGCCGACUGCUUCCGAAAGGUGGCCAAGGAGGAGGGUCUGUUGAGAUUCUACCGCGGAUUCGGAACAUACUAUGUCCGCAUUGCACCACAUGCCAUGGUUACUCUAAUCGUGGUCGAUUAUCUUGGUUGGCUCACGAAAUAA